AUGACUCGGUGGGACCGCUAUCAGCACUCGGUGGCACUGCCCGUGUCCGGCCGCGAUAUAUCCAACCGUGAUGCCUCCACCAUCCCCAAUUAUUCCCCAAAUCCAAUCUCCCGGGCUCAGCUUUUAAAAGAGAAGGCAGCGACCUCCUCCGCCCUCGAGACUGAAUUCUUCAUUAUUGUUGACACCACGGGCUCUUCUCUCAAACCCAGGAUCGCAGCCAUCAAAAUGUCUAACGGAGGCUCAAUCGUGCUGCCUGCCAGGCCAAAGAAGCAACUUCGAAGACUGAGUUCUCAAGAUGCGACUCUCAAUUCCCUCAACCUUCGGUCGCCCACCGUGGUGGUGCCUCCAAAGCACUUGAUGGCACCAAGCGAUGCCCACGAGACCGCAGCAGCAUUCGAGAUGGCGAGGCAUGAGCUGGAAGAUGCGAACGGCCCAGCUUCGCCACUUGCCACGCCUCCAGAGACCACUGUUACCGACAAAUUCGCUUUUGCUUUCGACAUCGAUGGUGUCCUGAUUCGCGGCGGGAGACCCAUACCGGAAGCUGUUGAAGCAAUGCAAGUUUUGAACGGGAAGAAUGAAUUCGGCAUCAAGGUCCCCUACAUAUUCGUAACCAAUGGCGGUGGCAAGACUGAGCAAGAGCGUUGCAUUCAGCUUAGUAAACAAAUGGAGCUGGAAGUCUCUCCUGGCCAAUUCAUCUGCGGACACACACCAAUGAGGGAGAUGGCAGAAAAGUUUGAGACCGUUCUGGUCGUUGGUGGCGAGGGCGAGAAAUGCAGAGAAGUCGCAACAGGCUACGGAUUCAAGGAUGUCGUCACACCUGGCGAUAUCAUCAAGGACAAUCCAGACACUACUCCAUUCCGCAAGCUCACCGAAGAAGAGCUCAGCAACUCAAAAGCGCGCAACUUCGCGGAGACUAAGAUCGAGGCCAUCUUCGUGUUCGCGGACAGCAGAGAUUGGGCUGGCGACCAACAGAUCAUUCUUGAUCUGCUCAUGUCCAAGGACGGCUAUCUUGGCACACGCUCAGAGACUUUCGACGAAGGCCCACCAAUCUUCUUCUCGCAUAACGAUGUAGUAUGGUCCGCAUCGCACGAUCUGACACGCCUCGGAAUGGGUGCCCUGCGAUUGUCUCUCGAGGCUAUGUUCAAAGCUGUCACUGGCAAAGAUCUCCAAACAACUGCAUUUGGCAAGCCACAAAUCGGCACCUUCCAAUUCGCAACUCGCCUGCUGCAACAAUGGCGACGAGAUACACAUGGCAUCGACGCGCCACCGGAGACAGUCUACUUUGUCGGCGACACCCCAGAGUCCGACAUCCGCGGCACGAACGAGUUCAAUAAGACAUCGGAGAACAUGUGGUACUCGAUCCUGGUGGAGACCGGUGUGUAUCAGCCUGGUACCAAGCCAAAGUACGAGCCGAAAGCGAAGGUCCAGAAUGUGCUCGAUGCUGUCAAUCAUGGCAUUCAACGCGAACAACAACGCGCGAAUAAGGUUGCCCUCAAGGAGGCACUUAACAUCACGCAAGACAAACUCAACAGCACCGCUAUUGAGUACGACUCGAGGCUGGACACACCUGCGGUCACGAAGAGAGAAGAUCCAUUGGAAGCGGCUGUCUCGCAAUAG
Fulvia fulva is the source of this 1617-nucleotide messenger RNA. RefSeq lists its product as uncharacterized. The transcript has 2 exons. Bases 1 to 1617 code for a protein of 538 amino acids. The record is from RefSeq and is a predicted model, not a curated record. Lineage: Eukaryota; Fungi; Ascomycota; Dothideomycetes; Mycosphaerellales; Mycosphaerellaceae. Gene Ontology annotation, cellular component: mitochondrion. Gene Ontology annotation, biological process: glycerophospholipid biosynthetic process.